GUAUCUUCUCGUCAGUAUUAGUUUAGAGGGUUCUGAUUUUCUAAAUUAUAGAAAAUAGGCUCACUACAUCUGUGAUCUUGGACAAAAGAUAUAAGGAAUGCAAAGAGAACCAGAAACAAUGUAGUAUUUUUCACUACACGCAACACAGAUAAGUGUUACCCAUUAGACCAUGUAAAAGUGAAAGCACAAGGAUAGUGGUGGCAGCAAUAACCUUCGUUGUAACUAUUGUAUUGACUUUGACAUUGUAUGGGAAAUUUAAAAUGCAAGAUAUUUAUGUUAGAAUGUUAUGAACCAAUUGGGUCGACAGAAAAUUCCUACUGCAUUGAGGGAGAGGCACUAUGCAAACAGGGUCGUGUCUAAAGAUGGUGAUUCUAGCUGUCCUCAAUAUUUCCAUCACAAAACAAAACUCUGAUGCCUUUUCUGUGUCAGCCCCUCAUGUUUCAGUCACAGCAUGGCCAGGUUCCUCUGUCAUUCUGCCUUGUGAACUCUCACCUACCUUUGAUGCAAAACCAUUGAAGGUGUGCUGGUAUCGGCAUGAUAACUUCUUCACCUACAAACCUGCCUUGUUUUACAAAGACCACAAGACCCAGGAGGACUUUGUGGAUCCCCAUUACAGGGGCAGAGUGUCUCUAAUUGGGGAGCUGGAGAAGGGGAACUUGUCCCUGAGACUGGAGAGGGUCACCCCAGAGGACAGAGGGGAGUAUGUGUGUUGUGUCAGCAGUGAACAGUGUAUUGAUAAAGCCAGGGUGUUCCUCACAAUUAAUGGUAAGUAGCUGGGGACAUUGACACUGAAAACAUGCUUUGUUUAAUCUCUUUGUGGUUGUCACUUGCCUUCAU
Esox lucius (northern pike) is the source of this 837-nucleotide messenger RNA. Its product is annotated as myelin-oligodendrocyte glycoprotein-like. The transcript is spliced from 3 exons. NCBI's taxonomy places the organism in Eukaryota, Metazoa, Chordata, Actinopteri, Esociformes, Esocidae. The record is from RefSeq and is a predicted model, not a curated record. The coding region runs from base 339 to 773 and encodes 144 amino acids.